AUGUCAGAAGAACGGAACGAUCUAUUUAUGAAGCAAAGACUUGCUUUUGUGAAACUACUUGUGGAUUCCGAGCCAGAAGAAACAUGGCGUCUUUUUUGUCAGGCGCUUCCAGAAAUCACCGAUGAACAUUUAGAUGCUUGGAGUCAAUCGUCUCAGAAGAAUAAGAUCAAGGAAACAAUAAACAAUGAACCACAAGACGUUCCACCCACUGUCAGUGGCACUGGCAAUAACUCCAAUCAAUACUCUCACACGUUGACAACAAUUGGUGGCGAUAUGCUCAAAGAAAUUGUCGAACUAGUCGACAUCAAGACCAAGAAAGCGCUGCAAUUGACAUGUAAAAAAUUACUGAAUUUCAUUGACGAAAACUGGAAACUGAACGAAGUGCACAUUCAUUUGGAUUAUCAUAAAGUCAAAGUUCGAAUUCUAUCUUUUGGUAAAAAAGAAGAACUCAAGUUUAACGAUAGAAAAAGAAAACUUCAAGACGACGACCAGGAAUCGAAUUCAUCUCAGAAAUGUUUCCUUCAGGAAACAGCCGACAAGUUUGAGGAGAUUAUCCAAAACCCAAAGACACAAUUGGGAAAGCUGUUUAUCACCUGCACUAACAAAAAUGACAUGGCAAAAAAACAAGAAAAACUUUUGCAUCUUAUUUUCGACAAAAUCAAAAAACCUAUCUGCGUUGAAUCUCUCAAAAUCGAUUUACCUUGUUCAAAUGCUCUGGAGUCUAUUUUGAGAAAAGUGAAAGUGGGAAGUCUCACCGAAUUGCGAUUGUAUCAUUUUUCAACAGACGGAUCUGACGAUUCUGCCGUGACGAAUAUUAUUGAAAAUCGACAUUGGGUUCACAUCAAAAAAUUUACUGUGAUUGGAUGUGCUCCAAAUUCUCGAAUGAUUGCAUUUAAAGAUAUGGCAACAAUUUCCGUCAGAUAUAUCAAAAAUGUCACAUUGGAUGAGAUAUUAGAAUACAAAAAUGCGCUAUUAAUUGGACAAGGUCAUCUAAGACACACGUUUUACGGACGGUUCAACGUGGAAGAAAUAGCCGAAAAACUGAUGCCUUAUGAGGAAUUGGGAGAAAUCAACAAAACAAAAGGAAUGUUUCGGCGUGAAGACGGCACACAACUCGAAUUUGAACUAACAGAAGACGAAAUAUCUUUUUCCGGCUAA
This is a messenger RNA of Caenorhabditis remanei, 1158 nucleotides long. RefSeq lists its product as uncharacterized. The transcript has 4 exons. The record is from RefSeq and is a predicted model, not a curated record. NCBI's taxonomy places the organism in Eukaryota, Metazoa, Nematoda, Chromadorea, Rhabditida, Rhabditidae. Bases 1 to 1158 code for a protein of 385 amino acids.